Messenger RNA from Trematosphaeria pertusa, 1262 nucleotides. RefSeq names its product DUF602-domain-containing protein. Gene Ontology annotation, cellular component: nucleus. NCBI's taxonomy places the organism in Eukaryota, Fungi, Ascomycota, Dothideomycetes, Pleosporales, Trematosphaeriaceae. Gene Ontology annotation, biological process: mitotic DNA replication termination; site-specific DNA replication termination at RTS1 barrier. Bases 47 to 976 code for a protein of 309 amino acids. The transcript has 2 exons. The record is from RefSeq and is a predicted model, not a curated record.
ACAUCUCAACUUCCACCUCUACAUUCGCUCGUACGAAAUCACAGACAUGGGAAACGACGGCGGCAGCAUCCCCACACGGCGCGAACUCGUCAAAGAAGCCGCCAAAGCGCCCACAGCGACCCAAAUCAAAGAAGCGCAAGCCGAAUCGCAAGAACAUGCGUGGAACCACGAUCCCUUAACCCGUAAACCACUUUCUUCCCCCGUAGUAUCGGACUCCGGCGGCACGCUAUACAAUAAGGACUCUAUUAUUGAGUAUCUGCUCGCGGAGGAGAAGGAUGCGGAGCAGGAGAAAGUGCUUGAGGGAAGGGUCAAGGGUCUGAGGGAUGUGGUGGAGGUCAAGUUUAAGGUAGAAGAGGAAGGAGAGAGGAAGAUUGGGACGGGGAGGAGAGAGCGCUGGGUGUGUCCCGUUACGAGGGAGGAGAUGGGGCCACAGGCGAAGGCGGUUUAUUUGGUGCCGUGUGGGCAUGCGUUUGCGGGGAGCGUGGUGAGGGAGGUAGCGGAGAGAAAUUGUGUGCAGUGCAACGAACCAUAUGCCGAGAACGACGUUAUACCCAUCCUACCCACCGCACCAGCCGACAUAGCACGCCUAAACCUACGCAUCAAGACCCUAAAAGAAAAAGGCCUCACCCACGCGCUCAAGAAAGCGCCCGGCAGCAAGAAGCGGAAGAAGGGCGCCGAGAAGGCGACGAACGGCGAACCCUCCGCCAACGGAUCCGCCAAAACCAACUCCAGCACUUCCGAAGAAGACAAGGAGAAGAAAGACAAACACGCUGCAAGCGCCAACAACGGUAUCAAGAACGCGUCAACGGCGUAUCUGACGAAGAAGGUGCUGGAGGAGCAGCAGGAGAGGAAUAAGAGGAGGAAGCUGCAGCAGAACGAGAAUGUGAAGAGUUUGUUUUCGAAGGGCGAGAAGGGUCCGAGUAUGGGGAAUAGUGCGGAUUAUAUGACGAGGGGGUUUAGUAUUGGGAAGAAAUGAGUAGGGAUAGGGCGUUGCUGGCUCGGCGUUGGAAGGGUAUGGCAGAUUACUUCACUGCGGAAUGAUACCAUGGCAUGACUGCUUAGUGUGUAUGCAUUGGGAACGGCGUUUUGCAGAAUGGUAUGAACAUCUUGUGGUACGAGAGUUUAGCCCCGCUGAUCUGACCCGCGUAGGUACCGCAGACUCCGGGGGCGCAUGCCACGGGCAGCCUGUAGGCUUAGCAGCUUACAGUGCUGAAAUAACUCUGGCAUAUGGAUGCGAUACUCCCACUAGGGGACGACCUUGA